AUGGCUGCCGUGGCGCUCAACCCCAACGGCAUCGCCGCCGUCCGCCCAUCGCGGAAGGCGAAGCGACCCGCCUCCCGCCGUCGCCUCCUCACCGCGCGCGCGGCGGGUUCCAACGAAGACAAGCCCACCGCGCAGUCGGUUCUCAGCUUUCUCUGCCCGCUCCUCAAGGCGUUCGGGGGCGGCGACGCCGCGGCGCCGCGCAAUCGCACGCUCGAGGUGGCGACCAGCGGUUUCGCGUCAAUCGCGCGCCUGCCCUUCGGGUCCAAGGUUGACGAGGCGUGCAUCGCGAGACCCGCGAGCGCCGCGCCGAAGGAGCGGAUCGUCCUCUACGAGUUUGAGGCGUGCCCCUUUUGCAGGCGCGUCAGGGAGGCGCUGUCGCAGCUGGACCUCACCGUCGAGGUCCGGCCGUGCCCCAAAGACGCGGUGAAGCACAGAGCCGAGGUGGAGGCCAUGGGAGGCAAGCUCACGUUCCCUUUCCUCGUCGACCCAAACACCGACGCGGGCAAGGGCGGCAUGUACGAGUCCGAGGACAUCUGCAGGUACCUCUACGAUGAGUACGGCAACGGCGCGGAGUUUCCCGAGGGGAUCGUGAGCACCACGGUGCUCACCGGGUGGAUGCCCACGCUGCUGCGCGCGGGGCGCGGCAUGACCCGGUACGCCAACGCCACGACGCACCGGGAGAGGGACGAACCGAUCGAGCCGCUGACCCUCUACAACUACGAGGGGAAUCAGUUUGCCCGGCUUGUCCGGGAGGCGCUGUGCGAGCUGGAGCUGCCGUACGUUCUAUUCAACUGCGGGAAAGGGUCGCCGCGGCGGGCGACGCUGACGGAGGUGGCGGGACAGGGCGCGAGCGUGCCGUACCUGGUGGACCCGAACACGGGGCGGGGCGUGGGGGAGAGCGAAGAGAUCGUCGCGUACCUCUUCCAGACGUACGGCGCUGCAAAUUCGUAA
Molecule: messenger RNA, 951 nt
Organism: Micromonas commoda
Lineage: Eukaryota; Viridiplantae; Chlorophyta; Mamiellophyceae; Mamiellales; Mamiellaceae
Exons: 1
Coding region: 1-951 (316 amino acids)
Cellular component (GO): chloroplast
Source: RefSeq, a predicted model, not a curated record